CUCCUGCAUGGAGGAGGGAAGGCACAAGGUUUAAAAAGGGAUAAAGAACCUUGGGGACACAGGGUGGGACACAGAAGGAGCGAUGGCAGGGAAUGGUGCUCACUCUAAUGGGGAGGACUCUGACAGAUGCAUCUUGGAGUGUGUGGUGUAAAGCUGAGCCUGGGGGAAGCUGAUGUUUGUGGUGGUGAAUUUCAGUUCUGGUUCUCUCUGUGCCUGAGCCUAUGGAGAAGUUGAGGCCAGUCCUCUGUUACACCGUGGGGGAUUCACACUACCCAAAACCAGUGCUGCUGCCAUCAGCUCACUUUUAUUUUAUGAAGAAAUCAGAAUGAUUGCUUGAGGAUUAUUGUAUCCAAAUGGAUUUAACCAGGAUCACUUGUGUGGAAUCCCAUGUCUCUUCUUGGGUACAUUAAGAUUUGCUAUGAUGGUGUCAUAGAACAUACAUACACUUGAGAUUUUUUAUUGAUAGAUAUUGUCUUGUUCCAUAGCUGUUUUCAUUAUAACCAGUUCUUUUGUUAGGGAUUUGGCUAAUCCAGGCUGUUGCACGUCCAACACCCACAUGGUAGGUUGCUGAGGGGCAGGGGCCCGUUAUGGGGAUCCCUUUGGGUUCAUCAAGGGGUGUUCAAGGAGGACAGGUGGGGCUGUCAUGGCUGGGGGGUUGUGCACAGUGCUCAUGUCAGCACAGGACAGCAGGACACAGCUCAGCCUGCAGCACCAGAUGCACUCAGGCAGCCCCAGCAGUGCUCCCUGUGUGAGAGAAGGUGGCCUGGGAGAGAGGAAAAGGUUUCAGCUUCUCUCCCAGAAACCCCCGUGGAGCAGCACUGGAUGCUGUAUAAGCCCAAGGAGCUGUGGAACAUGUCCUGGCCUCCUUCCCUGGAUCAUGAAGGGCACCAAAGUGCUUUCCACCACCUCAGCUCCACCUUUCCUAUCCUCAAGAGCGCCAGAAUAAUUGCUGGGUAACCACUCCACCAAGAGAGCUUCACCCUAAUUAGGAAAGGAGUGGAGGCAACUACAGAAACUGAAGACUCAGUGGAGGCAAUGUGAAGUGACCCUGUCUCCAAAGGACACAUCAUCAUCUUCACACACGGGGGAGGUCUGCCCUGAUUGCAUCUGUGGGAUUUUUCUGUUCCUAUUUUGAUGGUUUACUCAAAAAUCCCCUGUCUGUGGGAGAACAACACGUGACCACAUCAGAGGCUGAUUUCCUUUCCUGUGGAUUUCAGGACGAUGUCCAGAAAUACCUUCUCAGAUUUAUCCAGUGUCCUUGGGGUUCUGAGUUACUCGGGACCUUGCUGAGCUGCUGCUGCUGGCAACAGUUCCCAGGGGAUGGGUUAUACUGAGGGCUAUCUUGGGAAACUUCAAGCAUGAAACAAGCCUCAUUUGUGCUUUAUGAAACAAAAGCAAUUUUUCUGUAAGCAGUUUCUGGAAUCAGCAAAAUGCAAGGGUUUUUCUGAGAAAAGCUUCUAGGAGAACAAGGAUCGAGUCCAACUCCUAACUCUGCAUGGGACACCCCAAAACCCCGCCCUGUGCCUCAGAGUGUUGUCCAAGUGCCCUUUGAGCUCUGUCAGGCUUGGGGGUGCCCUGGGGAGCUGUUCCAGUGCCCGGCCAGGCUGUGGGGGAAGAACCUUUCCCUAAUAUCCAGCUUAAAGUUCCCUGGCGCAGCUUCAGCCGUUCUCCCUCUCGCCGGGUUUUCCCACCACCGCUUCCCCUCACGGCCGUUCCCGCCCUCAUUUCCCCUCACGGCCGUUCCCGCCUCCUUUCCAGCCCCUCAGGGCCGUUCCGCUCAGGGCGGUUCCCGCCUCCCCCCAGCCCCUCACGGCCGCUCCCGCCAUCUUCUCCCCUCAAGGCGGUUCCUGCCUCCUUUCCACCCCCUCACGGCCGUUCCCGCCCUCGUUUCCCCUCAGGGAGGUUCCCGCCUCCUUUCCGCCUCCUCACGGCCGUUCCCGCCCUCCUUUCCCCUCAGCGCGGUUCCCGCCUCCUUUCCACCUCCUCACGGCCGUUCCCCUCAGGGCGGUUCCUGUCUCCUUUCCAGCUCCUCACGGCCGUUCCCUCUCUCGGCUCCUCCCCGGGCGGCUCCCGCCGCGAUGUUCCGCGGACACCGCGCUUGGUUCUCGCAGAGCGUCAGCCCGGGCCCGCGGGGGCUCUGGGCCGACGGCGGCGGGACCAUCGCCCACUGGCUGGAUGCCGACUACCUCUUCAGCAGCGAUGCUGCCCACCCCGACACCCGCAGCAUACACGAGAGUCUCAGUUACCUGGAGGGCAAAGCCACGGUCUUUCACUCCUGUUACCUCUCAGUGUGUGCGAGCACCCGAGCUGCAGAGAGGCCCUCGGUGGUUCUGGGCCACUUUGUCCUGCCCCCUGCCUGCCUGCAUGAAGAAAUCAGAAGGAAGAUUGGCCGGUUUAUCUGGGAGAAGGCAGAUACCCUUGAAGAACAGCCCAAUGAAAAUCUGACAGAGGAACCAGAAGCAGCAAGAAAUAGCUGUGAGGAAAAAUCAGAGGAGGAAGUGCUAGACCUGGCUGAGAGCAGUGAAGAAACAGAGUCUGAAGCACCUACCCAGGGAGAAUUUCCAUGCCGUGCCCUCCAGGAAUACCCAAUAAAUAACAUGGUGACAGGUAAAUAAAUCCACCUGGAAAGGCCUGCAGAUGGAGCAGGGACUCAGUGAGCCCAUUCUCCCUCCACAGGCUAUGCCUCUGCACGGGACAUGAAGAAAUAUGAGGGGGAACUCCACGACUUUAUCCCCGGCACCUCGGGCUAUGCAGUCUACUGGGUUCAAAGCAAAUGCAGCAUUUACUGUGAGAAGGCCAAAAUGAAGAGGAAAUGUUAAGGAACAGGUGGCUGGAGCAGCAGAAAGCUGCCAGAUGAUUUAUGAAUUAUCCCACCACAGCUCAGAGCAUUCAAUGUGUUAAGUACUGGCUACAGUUAUAGCAGUAUUUGCUUCUUUAAAUAACUACUUAAACUAAAUUUCACAACAAACAUAAAUACAGACAUUUUUCCCCAAAACACAAAUAUUUUCUUUUUAUUGUGGGGCUGUAGGGAGUGUGGUGGUUUAAGCUGUGUUUUAACUAGUUUAAGCAAAUUUUUCUUGGAGGGACAAUACAAGGAGGGACAUCUCACUUUCAUUUAAUUAAAGAAUUUUAAGACUUUUUCCCUUUUGUUUAAGCACUUGGAAAUGACCAAUAGAGUUGCAAAAACAA
Agelaius phoeniceus (red-winged blackbird) is the source of this 3189-nucleotide messenger RNA. The record is from RefSeq and is a predicted model, not a curated record. NCBI's taxonomy places the organism in Eukaryota, Metazoa, Chordata, Aves, Passeriformes, Icteridae.